Molecule: messenger RNA, 696 nt
Organism: Ochotona princeps (American pika)
Lineage: Eukaryota; Metazoa; Chordata; Mammalia; Lagomorpha; Ochotonidae
Gene: CACNG1
Product: calcium voltage-gated channel auxiliary subunit gamma 1
Exons: 4
Coding region: 18-686 (222 amino acids)
Biological process (GO): calcium ion transmembrane transport; regulation of calcium ion transmembrane transport via high voltage-gated calcium channel
Cellular component (GO): membrane; L-type voltage-gated calcium channel complex
Molecular function (GO): voltage-gated calcium channel activity; calcium channel regulator activity
Source: RefSeq, a predicted model, not a curated record
ACUCUUCUGCAGCCACCAUGUCCCCAACGGAAACGCCAAAGGUCCAUGUGACCCUCUUCUGCAUCCUGGUGGGCAUCGGGCUGGCCUUUGCAGCUGUGGUGAGUGACCACUGGGCUGUGCUGAGCCCCCACAUGGAGCACCACAACACCACAUGCGAGGCGGCCCACUUUGGCCUGUGGCGGAUUUGCAUCAAGCGCAUCCCCCUGGGAGAAGACAAGAGCUGUGGACCCAUCACUCUGCCCGGGGAGAAGAACUGCUCCUACUUCCGGCAUUUUAACCCAGGCGAGAGUUCAGAGAUCUUCGAAUUCACAACGCAGAAAGAGUACAGCAUCUCAGCGGCUGCCAUCGCCAUCUUCAGCCUGGGCUUCAUCAUCAUGGGUGCCAUCUGCACGCUCCUGUCCUUCAGCAAGAAGCGGGAUUACCUGCUGCGGCCAGCAGCCAUGUUCUACGCCUUUGCAGGCCUCUGUAUCUUCGUGUCAGUGGAGGUCAUGCGGCAAUCCGUGAAGCGCAUGAUUGACAGCGAGGAGACUGUCUGGAUUCAGUACUACUACUCCUGGUCCUUCGCCUGCGCCUGCGCGGCCUUCGUCCUCCUCUUCCUUGGGGGCCUAGCCCUGCUGCUCUUCUCCCUUCCACGAAUGCCCCAGAACCCCUGGGAGUCCUGCAUGGAUGCUGAGCCAGAGCACUAGCCUCCUUGGG